Messenger RNA from Culicoides brevitarsis, 2388 nucleotides. It is a transcript of the gene Sec6, whose product is annotated as exocyst complex component 3. NCBI's taxonomy places the organism in Eukaryota, Metazoa, Arthropoda, Insecta, Diptera, Ceratopogonidae. Gene Ontology annotation, cellular component: exocyst. Bases 72 to 2285 code for a protein of 737 amino acids. Gene Ontology annotation, molecular function: SNARE binding. The transcript has 3 exons. The record is from RefSeq and is a predicted model, not a curated record. Gene Ontology annotation, biological process: exocyst localization; exocytosis.
AAAAAAAUCGUCCUCUUUAAAGUUUUAAAAAUCCAUAUAUCUAAAUAAAACUAUUGAAAUAGUAAACUAAAAUGGACUUGAAAAAACUGGACGAAGAAGCCCGACUAGCUGCCAUGAAGGAAGUCAAAAACAUGGUGCAAAGACCAGGACAACUUGAGAAAGUAGAACAAUACCGUCGUCGAGUUGCACGUAAAAAAAUUAGUGUUGAACAACUGCUGAAGACUGCGAUGAUGAAUCAAUUAGACUCGGUCAAAACAGGUGUUGAACAGCUAAAAGUUUCUUUGGACGACAUAAAAGAAGUUGAUUCGCAAAUCAAGGGAGUGGACGAAUUACUAAAGCACGUUCCGCAAGUGUAUGCCUCUUUGGAAGCAGUUAGGACAGAAAAUACGCGACAUUCACAAUACGCCACUGCAAUUGAGAAUCUGAAACAUAUAUUUACCGUACAAGCCAGCGUGACAAAAACUUUGCAAUGGAUAGAGGAAGACAAGUUGCUGCAUGCUCAUCAGUGUUUAUCUGACUUGGAAAACAGUCGUGACGACUUGUUGUUUGAACUGCAUAAGCUUCCAUCGCAGAAUUUGCACGACAAAAGCACUCUCAAGAGAUAUUUCGAAAAAGUUGAUGUUAUUUCCGAGCAACUUCAAAAGAAGAUAAGAAUCACACUUCAAAGAACUUUAAAUACAGUCCGGAAAGAGCCCACAGUGAUUGUCACAGUUUUGAGAAUAAUUGAACGCGAAGAAAAGGCCGAUCAAUUCGCGUUGCAACAACAUAAACAAACAGGGUAUUUGCCACCUGGACGUCCUAAGCAGUGGCGAAAAAAGGCAUUUGAGGCGUUAUCAGAAUCUGUAGUGCAACGAAUUGAAGGAUCGCGACUAGAAAAUAAAAGUGAAAAGCUGUGGCUGGUUAGAGAUUUGGAACUGAUGAGGCAACUCAUUCUGGAAGACUUGCGUGUCGUCAAAUCUCUAUGUGUGCCAUGUUUUCCUCCACACUACGAUAUUAUGAACGAAUAUGUAAAGAUGUAUCACAAUGCUUUGUCUAGAUAUUUGGAAAGUUUAACGAAUGCUGGUCUCGAAGCAACUGAGUUAGUUUCAUUGUUAUCGUGGGUAAUGAAUACCUAUCCAGGACCCGAGCUGAUGACUCAUCCUGAUCUAAAUAUCGAUUUGUCUCUCCUGGGACCUCUCGUUAAAAAAGAAAUGCUCGACGAAAUGGAGGAAAAAUACCUGCAAAUAAUGGAGAAGAAUUAUGAAGAAUGGAUGACAAAGACACUCGAAACUGAAAAACAAGAUUGGCAAACAGGAACUCUACCUGAUUCAGAUGACGUUUAUUAUCACACUUCGGCGCCGGUCAUUAUUUUUCAAAUGAUAGCUCAAAAUCUUCAGGUAACAAAUACGAUUCAUGCCGACCUGACAUUUAAAGCCCUUGUUUUGAGUAUCAAACAAGUAACGAAGUAUGGUCACAAUUAUCGAGCUUGCAUUGCUGAAUUCAAAGAAAGGUAUUUUAAAGAUCGAAGUCAAGUUCCUUUCUUUACGCAACACUUCAUUACGAUUGUUAAUAACUGCCAACAAAUGUUCGAAUUGGCUCAGGAUAUGAAACAACUUUAUUGGCCAAAAUCACGCACCGAGCAUUACAGUUUUUUCGAACAGCUUCUUAGCACUUUUCAGGAAUUGCGAAAUGAUACGGCCAAAUGCUUAUUAGACGAAGCCUUCCUUGAUUUAGAGGUCCAUUUUAACGAAUUGUUCACGUCGAAAUGGCUAUCAUCGAGCGUAUCUGUAGACACAAUUUGCGUCACUCUCGAAGAUUAUUUUACAGAUUACAGUCAUUUGCGUGUCAUCAAUUUUGAGUUCGUAAUAAAUGAAGCACAACGGAUAGUCGCUCGUAAAUAUUUACGGGCUCUGUUGUCAAAGCGAUUGUCACGAAACCUACCUGAAUGCCAGGAAAUAAAAAAGAAAAUUAUUGAUGAAGUAUCAAAGAUAAAGAACAAAUUUGAUAAGUUAGCACCAAAUAUAGCAAAAACAGAUUCCCCUCUUGAUGUCAUUUUGAAACUGGCGCCAAUGAUUUUAUGUGACUUGGAAAUGUUGAUUCUUGACUUGCACACGUUGCUCUCUAAUUAUCCUUCUAUAACCGAAGAUCAUUUAGUGAGACUUUUCUAUUUCCGUAAUGAUUUUAAGUCAAAUGAAGUACGAGAAAAAGUUCAGGAUGCGAUGCGAUCAAAAACCCAUAAAGCAACGCAUGAUAAGCAGGAUGCAAUUUUCAAAGAGAUAAUUUUUUCGGAUAAGUUGUGGUCUUAAGCAGUGCUUUAAUAACUUUUACUGAUUUAUUAUUUACUAUCUUAUGUUAAAAAGCACAUAGUAGUAUUUUUCGCAAAGAUUAAAUAAAUAUUAAACCAUAACA